UUUGUCCCUCCGCGGCUUCGGUAGAAUCACUUCCGGUAGAUCAACUCAGCAGAACAGUGUAAGCGGUUUCUGUGAAGGUCGUGAGUCCAAACUGUUAUCCACCAUGUCUCUGCCAAAGCCUGUGAUGAGGGGGCUCCUGGGGAAGCGUCUGAGGUUUCACCUGCCCAUUGCUUUCACUCUGUCCCUCAUAUCUGCGGUGGCUUUCAAGUACGGAGUGACAGAGCCCAGGAAACAGGCCUACGCUGACUUCUACAAGCAGUACGACUCUGUCAAAGAGUUCAACACCAUGAGGGAUGCUGGCAUCUUCGAGAGCGUGCGGCCGUCUGGGGAGUAAACCAGCAGUGAGUCUUUACAUCAAUGGGCUUUCAUUACCAGACGCUCUUCUUCUUAUGAUUCAUUCCUGCUCUGAGGAUGAAACUCCCUCUCGCCCCCUGGAUGUACUUCACAUCACUAUGCUGUUUUGUUCCUCUAAAUAAAAUAUUCUAUUAAUGUUA
This is a messenger RNA of Notolabrus celidotus (New Zealand spotty), 494 nucleotides long. Its product is annotated as cytochrome c oxidase subunit 6C-1. NCBI's taxonomy places the organism in Eukaryota, Metazoa, Chordata, Actinopteri, Labriformes, Labridae. The coding region runs from base 104 to 334 and encodes 76 amino acids. The transcript is spliced from 4 exons. Gene Ontology annotation, biological process: mitochondrial electron transport, cytochrome c to oxygen. The record is from RefSeq and is a predicted model, not a curated record.